GAUAUUAGCUGCUGAUAAAGUCAGGUUCAAUUUUCAAGUAAAUACUAUAAAUUUAUAGUAUUUGUUUCAAGUAGCAAAAUGCAAAAUACAAAUUAAGUUUUAGUAUUUAUUCGUGUUUUAUUCUAUAAUUUCUAUCAUAUAAGAAAAUCGUAGGUAUUUAUCUCAAAUUCCAGGUUUACUUUGUUGAACCUAACAUCCAGCGCAUAAUAUGAUCAAAAUACCUAAGCCUUUGGUAUACGUCAGUGUCUUCGGUACAGUAUGCGGUGGUGCUUAUUUGAUCAAGGAUUGGUUUUCUGGAAAAGAUUACAAAAUCAAGACAUCAGCAGCCAACAAAGUGAUCAUAGUUACAGGUGCAAAUACUGGCCUAGGUAAAGAAGCCGUAAGAUUGUUGGCCAUUAAAAAUGCCACGGUCGUGAUGGCAUGUCGAGAUUUGGAAAAAUGUGAAAAGAGCCGAAUUGAAAUAGCACUUAUGUCUAGGAACAAACGUCUUUACUGUCGGAAAUGUGAUUUAUCGUCACAAGAAUCUAUCAGACAAUUUGCAACCAAAUUUCAGAAAGAAUUUAAUAGAUUGGAUGUUUUAAUCAAUAAUGCUGGAGUUAUGAUGUGUAGUAAAUCCUUGACCAAAGAAGGAAUUGAAACUCAUAUGGGUGUCAAUCAUAUGGGCCAUUUUUUGUUAACCAAUCUACUUUUAGAUUGUUUGAAAAAAAGUACUCCUAGUCGAGUUGUCAAUGUGACAACGCUGAAACACGGAUCUAGUAAAAUUAACAAAGAAGAUUUAAAUUCUGAAUUGUCAUAUAGUGAAGAAGAGGCAUAUAAUCAAAGUAAACUUGCAAAUCUUAUGUUUACAUAUAAAUUAGCUGAAAUCUUAAAAGACACUGGAGUUACAGUAAAUGCCGUCUAUCCCGGUAUCUCUACAACAGAUAUUUCAAGACAUUUACCUUAUUAUAAUAGUGUUACUAGAUUUUUCAUAAAACCAAUGGCAUGGCUAUUUUUAAAGUCAGCAGCCAAAGGAUCCCAGACUUUAGUUCAUGCAGCUUUAGAACCAGAACUUGAAAACAUUAGCGGUCAAUUCAUCAGUAAUUUCAAAGUAAUACCAUUACCAUUUCGAGCACGCGAUCAAAAGACAGUUGAAUGGUUAUGGAAAGUCAGUGAAAAAUGGACUAAAGUCAAGGAAAAUGUAUCACCUGAACUAUGAUAUAUAUUACAUUUUAAUUAUUUUAAAUAUGUUUAAAAAAACUCGCAGUAUAACUAUUAGAAAUAACAUUUAAAUUUUGAAUGAAA
Rhopalosiphum padi (bird cherry-oat aphid) is the source of this 1281-nucleotide messenger RNA. RefSeq names its product retinol dehydrogenase 12-like. Bases 209 to 1195 code for a protein of 328 amino acids. Lineage: Eukaryota; Metazoa; Arthropoda; Insecta; Hemiptera; Aphididae. The record is from RefSeq and is a predicted model, not a curated record. The transcript has 6 exons.